AUGGAGCUCUCCGAGUUCUGGAACAGCUUGCUGAAGACCGUUCAGUACCUGUCUGCCUUCACGUCCGUCUCUCUCAACUGUAUUCUCAUCUUUCUGAUCCUGGCGCAUUCGCCUAAAAAGUUAGGACUUUACAAGUACCUCAUGAUCUACAUCUCCAGUUUCGAAGGUCUCUACUCCCUUUGGGACGUCACCACCGAGCCGGUAACCCUUUAUUUCCUCUCCGACAGAAGCAAAUGACUCGAUUCUCCAGAUGGUUCACUCCUACAAGGCCGCUUUCGUCGUUUUCCGCAACUUCAAGCACUCGGACUUUGACCGCGAGCAGAGUUUCAUUCUGAUUGUCGUCUACUGCGGAUGCUUCGGAUUCUCUCUCGCCAUCUUCGGAGUCCACUUCGUCUACCGUUACGGAGCGGUCGUCAAAGAUUUCCGGGACCGUUGGCUCGGAGGAAAGAAGAUCUGCAUUCUAUUUUUUAUACCAAUAUUCUACGGGGCAUGGUGGUCCGUUCUCUGCUAUCUCUACUUCCAUUUCGACCAAUCAACAGACAAUUAUAUGAGGUUGGUGCUCAAUGAAUGAAAACAAUUUACGUCUCGAAGGAGCGAGCUUAUGGUGAUGUACUUUGAGAACUCCCGGAAUAGUGACGGAUGCGUGGGAAAUUAAUAGCGCCCCUAUCUGAAAUUAAUAGCGCCCCUAAGCAGUAGGGGUUUAACUUGCAGGAGGACAAUCUUCGACGGCUAUGACACUCAAAUCGAGGACAUUUCCUACAUAAUAGUCCUUUUCUACCCGCAGGACGAGUUCGGAGUCGCUCAUCCGGACUAUGCCAUGUUCGCUUCGAUCGCUUGCAUGUGGUUCAUGAUCGUCAGUUCCCCUACCAGUUUCCUCAUAAUAACUCUUUCAUUUCAGCUCAGUUCGGUCUUUUGCGUCUUCUUCUUCGGAGUCAAGUGCUAUCUCCAGAUCUCUCACGCUCUCGCCAAGACGAACACGGCCUCUUCCGUCACGAAAAGUCUGCAACAGCAGUUGUUCCAGGCGCUCGUCGUCCAGGUAUCCGUUCUCGUUCGAUCUCCCGAGGCCACCCCUCUCCGCAGACGUUCAUCCCCCUUAUCCUCAUGUACAUUCCCAUCGCCGUCCUUUUCAUUUUCCCGAUGAUCGCCGUCGACAUCGGCUUCGCGAGCAGCUUUAUCGCCAUGACCAUCGCCGUCUACCCUGCCAUCGACCCUCUUCCCAACAUGUUCAUCAUCAAGAACUACCGCAAAGCGGUGCUCGGUCCGUUCCGCCUAUUUUUUUGCUCAAUCUCUCUGCUCUUAGAGUUCUUCAAAUGCGUCUUCAAUAAUCAGUGCUCCUCUCUGCGCCGUGCUCAACGUACUCAAAUAGAGUUGGCCGGCAAAAGCGAAACUGUUCAGAACAUCGGAAUCCUUUGA
Messenger RNA from Caenorhabditis sp. 36 PRJEB53466, 1413 nucleotides. The record is from the annotation of a GenBank genome assembly. Lineage: Eukaryota; Metazoa; Nematoda; Chromadorea; Rhabditida; Rhabditidae.